UACUUUUUGUUAAGUGUGUACGUCAGAUACGGCAGCCAUCGUCGUCGUAAUUUGAAAAUUCUGCAUUCGUCACUAAAUUAAAUCCUUAAGAAAAUCGGUCGGAGGCUUGCCAAAGAAAAAAUACUUGCGUAUUAAGCAUUUUAAGUGUUCACUUCAACAGGGAAUAGUACAAAUAAAUCUAGCCACUAGUGGGCGGAAGUGCACUGGAGCAUAGAUUAUUUUAUAGAAGUGUGAAUAUUCCAGAAAAUGACUCGUGGUAAUCAACGUGAACUAGCCCGGGAAAGGAAUAUGAAGAAGCAACAAACUGGAAAGGCAAAAACCAAGGAGGACGGGCUCACUCACGAGCAGCGCAAACAACGCGAUGCCGAUAUAAUGCGACAGAAGCAGCUGAAAAAGGAGCAGGCCCAGUCAGCUCAAUCCACUAAGAGUUAAUGUUAGCUCUCCUAAAACUAGGCCAGUUCGUUGACCACCGCCUGCUGGAAAACCGACAAAUCCCGCUUAAAUCGCACGUAUUUCCCCACACUCUAUUGAUCGCGCUUCACGGACGGAAGAAAAAAUUAAUCAACAAUGUAGCGAAAUGAUCAAUCUAUUGCCAUCGAAAAAAGCUAUCAGAAGAAAAUCCCAUACACAAUACAGACACAUUUUUAUAGUUUACUUGUACGAUGAUGGUGCGUUAUAAGUUUGAUUAUUAAUAAUAUUUUAAAUACGACAGAAAAGUGUUUCUGUUUACAUGAGGCAAAACAGUUAACCUAUUUCUCUAAGUUAUUUCUAAUCGCUAUUAACCAACAGAUUUUUUUUUGAAAAAUAGAUUGUAGUUAAACCAACACUUGAAAAGAAAAAUUUCGACAACGGUAUGAUUCGAAAUAUUGUAGUAGAACUGCCAUUUUUGCACAUUAUUAGUUCCUGCAUCGGCACAAGUUGCAACAACACAGUUCUCGCCAGGUAUUGAACAGCAAUGUAAUAACAAUUAUGGAUCAAAAUCGCAGGUAUUAAUAGAAGCAUGGAAGAAGAAUUAAUUUUUCAUAAAACAAACAGUUGAUUGUAAUGCAAUAGUAACAUUUUUUCUAUGAGGAUCAAAGGGCGCGGCUUACAAAGCUGAAUUGAACUAUCGUUUAAUAAGUUUUGCUUUAAUGAGUAAGAAAUCGUGCGCAACCGGUUGGGCCUGCGAGAGAAGUAAUACAAGUUAUGAAAAAUAAUAGAUUGAAAUCAACACAAAAAAAGUAUCAGAAUCGAAAAUUGUAUAAACUAUAAUGAUAAGCAUAAAAUCGAA
This is a messenger RNA of Topomyia yanbarensis, 1270 nucleotides long. RefSeq names its product putative SERF-like protein. Bases 247 to 432 code for a protein of 61 amino acids. The record is from RefSeq and is a predicted model, not a curated record. Lineage: Eukaryota; Metazoa; Arthropoda; Insecta; Diptera; Culicidae. The transcript has 3 exons.